Messenger RNA from Zootermopsis nevadensis, 1128 nucleotides. RefSeq lists its product as uncharacterized. Lineage: Eukaryota; Metazoa; Arthropoda; Insecta; Blattodea; Termopsidae. The record is from RefSeq and is a predicted model, not a curated record.
CUACACUUUAUGGACCACAUUUCACGCUUAGCAGCAACACAGACCUCAGAACCACAUCAAAAUGUUCAAGUUGGUGGUGUUGUCAGCUGUUCUGGUGCUCGCCGCUGCACGACCCAGUGGCAUUGCUGCCCCCGCUAUAGCAGCUUAUGCCGCCCCCGCUCCACUUACAAUCGCCGCCGCCGCGCCCAUAGCCACAGCCAUCACGAAGACUGUUCAGUACGCUUCCACCCCCGUGGUUACAGGAUAUACUUCUCAGGUGAUCAAACCCUCUCUGGGUGCCCUCGCCACACCACUGCAGACAGUGUCCCAGAUCCCAGUCGCUGCCCCAGCACGCACAAUCGCCACCAUUGUGCCACAGGCUGAGAUUCGCCAAAUCGCUGUGGCCACCCCUGCGUUGACCACCUAUGCUGGGCCAGGUGUUGCAGCUGUGGCCGCCCCCGCUAUAGCCAGUUAUGCUGCCGCCCCCGCCAUUUCAACCUACGCCGCCCCCGGCUGGGCCUGUACUAAAAACCUUAUGCUACAAGUGCACAAUAACGUAGUAACAUUGGCUAAAGCUUUAGAUAAAGAAUGCGUUGGUCGUCAGCAAACAGUUCCGGAUCAAAUGAAGUCAGAUACAGAAGCAAGGCCCCGCGAACACCUUCAACUAGAGGCAGUGUCCUUGUCAGGGACGGCGAGGGCGUGGUUCGAGCCCUUGGGGCCUAGCCUAACAGUGGUAAUUUUCGCCGCCAUGUUGGCUCUUGCUUCAGCGGCCCCCAGUCCCAGCCUCCUUGCUGCCCCCGCCCUGACAGCCUAUGCCGCCCCCGCUCUAACAUCGUAUGCCGCCCCCGCUCUAACAUCAUAUGCCGCCCCUGCCGUAGCUGUCCACAACGUCCCUGUUGUUACUACUGGUUACCGCGUUGCCUACAGUGUGGAGCCAGUUGAGCAGCACGGUUACAAGAUAGUCUACUAGAUGUCACCACUAACUUCGCGUGAAACUAUCGAUUAUCGCCACCUACCGCCGUCAGUUCUCAGAAUUGGGUGUGACCGAAUAUACUCAAAAGCAGAAAUGCACUUAUUUGAACAUUCCAUUUAGUCAUUGUUGUCCAUUAUAAUUAUUUUAAUAUGCUUAAAUUAAAAACAUAAUUGCAA